Austrofundulus limnaeus is the source of this 4516-nucleotide messenger RNA. Its product is annotated as RRP12-like protein. The record is from RefSeq and is a predicted model, not a curated record. NCBI's taxonomy places the organism in Eukaryota, Metazoa, Chordata, Actinopteri, Cyprinodontiformes, Rivulidae.
GCAGUAAAGAGGACACCACCACACUUCAUGUGCUUUGCCUCUUAAAAGAGUUGAUGGGAACGUUCCCUCUGGGAGCCGUCAAGUCCUGCUGUGAAACUCUGCUGCGCGUGAUGACGCUCAGCCACGUGCUGGUGACGGCCAGCGCCAUGCAGGCGUUUCACAAGCUGUUCAGCGGGAAGCCGAACCCCUCGUCCCUUUCAGCAGAACUCAACGCACAGAUCAUCACGGCGCUGUAUGAUUACACUCCCAGUGAGAAUGACUUGCAGCCUCUGCUGGCCUGGCUUGCUGUCAUGGAGAAGGCUCACGUUCACUUGGCGAGUUUGCAGAGUUCUCUGAGUUUGGGCCACCUCCCUCGUCUUUUCUCCGCCACCAUGUCCUGCCUGUUGUCGCCGCACACGCAGGUGGUUUCUACGGCUGCCAGCACACUAAAGACUUUGUUGACUGAAUGUGUUGCCCCUCACAUGGAGGAAAUGGGGAUGAUCACCACCUCGUCUGCAGGGAACCCCUCAUAUGUCUACAAAAUGUUCCACAUCGUAGAGGAAGGAUUGUCGUAUCGUUUCCACGCCUCCUGGCCCUUUGUUCUGCAGAUCCUUGGCUGCUUUUAUCGAGUUGCCGGAAAACAAGCUCACUCCAUCAUGACCAAGUCGCUGCAGUCCCUGGCAGACCUGCGCACCACUCCUCAGUUCCCCUACAGCGGUGAGUUGGACCUGGCCGUGGGAGCAGCUGUGGAGAGCAUGGGCCCUGAGGUGGUGCUGGCUGCUGUGCCUCUCAACAUCACCGGCAUCAAUGAUAAUUUGGAGUUCCCACGCAGCUGGUUGAUCCCCGUCAUACGAGAUCACGUGAAGAACACUCGCCUUGGCUUCUUCACUUCCUAUUUCCUCCCUCUGGCUUCUGUGCUCAAACAGAGAGCUGAAGAGUUUGAGCAAACAGGAAGGAAACUAGAAGCGAAAGUCUACGAGAUGUUGCAGCUUCAGAUUUGGACCAUGCUUCCUGGUUUCUGCACAUGUCCGGUGGACCUGAUGGUGUCGUUUAAAGGCGUUGCCCGCACGCUCGGCAUGGCCAUUAAUGAACGAUCAGACCUGCGCCUCACGGUGUGCCAGGCGCUCCGCACCCUGAUCAACAAGAGCUGCAGCACAGAGGAAGAAAAGGCUGAACUGGGACGUUUCUCGAAGAACUUCCUGCCCAUCCUUUUCAACCUGUACAACCAGAAGCCAGCAGAGGGAGAGUCCGGAACGUACAGGAUGGCUGUGCUGGAGACCAUCAAAGUCUAUUUAACCGUCACAGAAACGCAGCUGAUCUGCACAUUCUUACAAAAAGCUUCUGACAUGUUGGCGAGCGCCGAGAGCACCGAGUUCACACGGCUGGCAGUGAUGGACCUUGUGGUCGCGAUGGCUCCGUUUGUCGAUGAGCUCAGCAUGACGAAAACCUUUGAGCUUAUUAGACCAUAUUUAGAGGCCAAAGAGCCCGGCAUGCAGAAGAAGGCGUACCGCGUGCUGGAGGAGAUGUGCGGCGCAGAGAGAGACGAGUGCAGAGCCUUCGUCGCGUCUAAUCUGGAAACACUUAAACUCGUCCUGCUCGACACUCUGAAAAAUGCGUCUUCGCCAGCAAAAAGGCCCAGACUGAAGUGUCUCAUCCACAUCGUGAAAAGAUUAGAUGAGAAACACAAAGACUUCAUCACCGCCCUGCUGCCAGAGGUGAUUAUUUGUACCAAAGAGGUUUCUGUUGCAGCUCGUAAAAACGCCUACACUCUGCUGGUGGAAAUAGGAAAGGCUUUUGUUCGUUUUUGUGGAAACAAAAAAGAUGCCAUGGAGCAGUUUUUGGUCCUGAUAUUUGCAGGACUCACGGGCUCCGUCACCAUGAUCACGUGCACCGUCUUGGCACUGACGCGUCUCGUGUUUGAAUAUAAAGACUCUAUAGAGGUGUCCACGUUGGAGCAGCUGCUGCACAACGUCUGUCUGCUGCUGUCGUCUCGCACCAGAGAGAUCGUCAAAGCUUCUCUAGGCUUCAUCAAGGUCAUCCUCUUCAUCAUGGACUCCAAAACGCUGGCCUCACACGUCACGGUCAUGAUGGAGGGCAUUGGAAACAUAAAGGAUGAUGUCAGAAGACACUUCAGAACCAAACUGAAGAAUAUCUUCACUAGGUUUAUCAGAAAGUUUGGUUUUGAGCUGGUGAAGAACAUGCUGCCCGCAGAACACCACAAGGUGCUGGCAAACAUCCGCAAGGCCGAGGCUCGAAGCAAGAGACGAAAACAGGCAGCCGAGGAGCACGACGACUCUGAGAGCGAAGACGAGGCACCUAAAACCAAGAGCGAGAGCAUCGAAGACAUCCUCGCCGAGUCUGACAGCGAUUUGUCCGAGGACGAAGGAAAGCCUCAGAAGAAACUGAGCAAACAGCAGAAAGGACGGGCGUGGCUUAAAGAGGGCGAGGAAGACGACCCGCUCAACUUCCUGGAUCCGAAGGUUUCCCAGAGAGUUUUAGCUACAAACCCAUCUCUGAAGAAAACUUCCAAGGUCAAACAUGGUUUCAAAGUGACCUCAGAUGGACGACUGAUUAUUAGAGAGGACGAUGAGGAGAAUGUGAAGGACAAAGACAAAAACGAGAUGGAAGAUAUUCUUGAAGAGGCGGGAGUCAAAAGUAAAAAGUCCCAGAAGAGGAAAAUUAAAGAUGACGACUUCGAUGAGGAUAUGGACACUGAACCUGGGCUUAAAUAUAAAGCUGGCGGCUCAGGAAUCCACAGACCUCUGGGACGAAGCCAAGAUAUGGGAGCUGAUUAUAAAUCAAAGAAAGGAAAAGGAGAUGUGAAGAAAAAGGGGAAGCUUGAUCCUUACGCCUACAUCCCUCUGAAGAAGGAUCAGCUCAAUCGUCGGAAGCGGGCCAAACUGCACGGCCAGUUUAAGGGGAUGGUGCGAGGAGCCCAGAAGGGGGCGCUGUCUGGAAAGAAAAUGCAGAAGAAAAAAAGGAAAGCCUGAAGCUCAAGUUCAUAUUGAACAGACUCUAAAUAAUGUGCUGUGAUCUGAUCUGUAACAUGAUGAAAAGAAGGUCACACACUCUGGAUGUGAUGGAGUGUUUACAAAUUUUUUUUUUGUGUUUUGUCUUUAAACUGUGCCGUGUUUGAAAAGCUCCAACCAUAAAGCGGCUUUCAGAAAGUAUUUGUGCGCUGCGCCAAACCGUUUUUUAAAUGAAUGCAUGAAUGGAAACUAUCAAACCAAAUGGAAUUCUAAAUUUGGACCUGGUUUAUCGCUCACUACUGAAAAGCUAAGGAAACUUUCAGGAAAUAAUCAGAUGCACAGCUUCAAAUUAUUUACUUUUGAAGCCAACUCAAUUCAAGAUGGCCACCGCAGCUGAAUGAUCUUUGAAAACACAAGAAAUAAUUCUAUCAUUUUUUACAGAUAUUCUUCUAAAAAAUGCUGUGGUAGCAGAGAGUCUAUAAAUAACUCAUCGUCCAAAUCUGGCAUGAAGGAAAGCAGGCGAUUAUUUCUUUAAAGAAUGCUGAUGCUGACUAGUUCACUAAUUUAUUUGGGCUCUGUGUUGCUGCAUGCUUGUAAACUGCAGAGUAAACCAUUCAAGAAUACAAGAGUAACCUAAACUCAUAAUUACAGUUGUUUAUUAACUGAAACAUGAACUUUUUUUUAUCCCGUUUCUCAUCAGAAACCCAGUUUAAGUUGUCGGUUGUUGUGUUUGGAACAGCUGUAGGUUGAUUUGCUGACAGGACCUCACAUACCAUUACCCUCGUGAUUUAUUUUCCCAGAUAGGUUGCAGCGCAGUGAGUCAUGGAGCGACAGGCUGACCUCCUAAUCACAUUCGUAUGUGUUUGGGGUUUUAAGUCAGCGUUUCAUGGGAAGGAAAUGAUUCAGGAGAUUCUUAAAACCUGGAGCCUGUGCUAAGAAACUGUGUCAGGAUUAGAAACCAUCAGGUUCAACUCCUUGUUUUUGGGGAGUUUUACAAAGCUGAUUCACUUGUCUUCACAAGUUGCUGUUUUGACUCCUAAAAAUAAAAACAACUCCCACACUGUCAGGAAAUUAUAUAACCAACAGUUCAAAUGGAAAACMGUCCUCAUGCACGAUGCUGCAUUCGUUCUCACAUCUGUAAAACUUCCAUUGAUGCCUAAUGAUUCGUACAGAUUUUGGAGCAACAUAUCCACUUUUUUUGUUAACAGUCAUUAGUAAACCACAUCCUGCAUGUACUAAAACAGCGUAACUUCAUUUUAUAUAAAUAGGAACUGCAACAAAAAUGGUGAAAUUUGCCCUAUUACUGCACCUAACCCAUUAUGACAAGGUGAAAGCAUGGCUUUAAAACCAAUGAGCUCUUUCAAAACCUGUUCUUUAUCCUGCUGCAGGACAGUUAGCCUCGUGUACGCGUAGAUUUAUCAGCGUAGAAAUGUUUUCCUGAAAUUAUAAUUAAGCCAUUUAAAACCUUGGAUAUAUGAUCAGUUUUGCAGGUUAUUUGGCUGCAUGUUCCGGAUAGAUAAAAACAGCAGUGAAAGUGUAAUUUGUGUAAUUAAAGACAUUGCAUCAAA